Arctia plantaginis is the source of this 4875-nucleotide messenger RNA. The record is from the annotation of a GenBank genome assembly. NCBI's taxonomy places the organism in Eukaryota, Metazoa, Arthropoda, Insecta, Lepidoptera, Erebidae.
AUGGCGACCUCGGGAGGAAAACGGCGAGAAGAAGGCAGUGAUAAUUCCGACGACGAACUCACACCGCUCGCUAACGAGAUCUAUGGUGGCAGCCAGAGAACAGUACAUGAAACGAAAGGAUGGGACGUAUUUCGAGAAUUCCCACCGAAGCAAGACAGUGGGUCCAUGGAGAGUCAGAAAUGUUUGGAAUUCACAGUCCGGUUAUUGAAAUUAUUGGCUUACAUAGUUGUCUUCGUAAUGGUCCUCGGUUCCGGAGUCAUAGCGAAGGGAACAAUGCUUUUCAUGACAUCCCAAUUAAAAAAAGAUAAGCGACUAGCGUAUUGUAAUAGAAAUUUAGGUAGGGAUAAACAAUUUAUAGUAAGUCUUCCAGAUGAGGAGCGAGUAGCGUGGAUGUGGGCCAUACUUGCAGCGUUCGCAAUCCCAGAGAUAGGUACAAUGAUACGAUCUGUAAGAAUCUGUUUCUUCAAAUCUUCUAAAAGGCCGACUAGCACACAAUUUAUUGUGGUAUUUGUAGCGGAGUCAUUACACACAAUAGGAAUGGGGCUACUACUAUUUAUGAUACUCCCAGAAUUGGACGUUGUCAAAGGAGCAAUGAUUACUAAUUGCAUGUGCAUUAUCCCAGCGAUACUUGGACUAUUGUCGCGUAACUCGCGCGACUCCAAGCGGUUCAUAAAAGUGAUAGUGGACAUGGCGGCGAUAGUUGCGCAAGUAACCGGCUUUAUUGGUUGGCCACUGUUGGAAAAUAAACCGGUGUUAUGGCUCAUUCCUAUUGCAUCGUUAUGUAUUUCUGUGGGGUGGUGGGAGAACUACGUAACGCGGCAAAGUCCGAUCGGCGUUAUCAAAAGUUUAUCGAGAUUGAAGGACGAAUUAAUUUUCACACGUUACUACAUGUACCGGUUCAUAUCGGUAUGGAAGAUACUCUUAUUCUUGGUGUGCAUUCUAUUUAUGGUAUGGAUUGACGGCGACGAUCCUUCAAUGUUCUUCCAAUUAUUUAACGCUGGGUUCGGACCUCACAACAUCGUUGUUGAAGAGGUACAAACUCAACUAGGCGGCACAAUCAUUCCGGAUUUGGGCAACGUAACGUUAACAGGAGAUUCGGUGGAAGUGGCAGCGGCUUAUAAAUCAGCUGUUUACGUGAUGCUCAUACAAAUAUUUGCCGCAUACAUCUGUUACAUCUUCGGAAAGUUUGCCUGCAAAAUUCUAAUCCAAGGCUUCAGUUAUGCGUUCCCUAUCAACUUAGUUAUUCCCGUGGUGGUGAAUUUAUUGAUAGCUGCGUGUGGUAUCAGAAAUGGCGAUACUUGUUUUUUUCACGGCACCGUUCCGGAUUAUCUUUACUUUGAAAGUCCACCAGUAUUUACACUAAGCGAUUUCAUAUCACGUCAGAUGGCCUGGGUCUGGUUACUUUGGUUGUUGUCACAAACAUGGGUCACAAUACACAUUUGGACCCCUAAAGCAGAACGUUUAGCGUCCACCGAAAAAUUGUUUGUAGUACCGAUGUAUAACGGUUUUCUUAUAGAUCAAAGCAUGGCGCUUAACAGAAAGCGAAAUGAUCAGAGAGACGUAAAGACUGAGGACCUCGCAGAAAUCGAAAAAGAGAAAGGCGAUGAGUAUUAUGAAACAAUAUCGGUUCACACAGAUGCGACAGGUGCCUCACCCAAAGCAAUCAAAUCUUCGGACCAGAUCACACGGAUUUACGCAUGCGCUACUAUGUGGCACGAAACUAAGGACGAGAUGAUGGAGUUUUUGAAGUCUAUCCUACGGUUGGAUGAAGAUCAGUGUGCUAGGAGAGUUGCACAAAAGUAUUUGCGAGUAGUUGACCCUGAUUACUACGAAUUCGAAACUCACAUAUUCUUGGAUGACGCCUUUGAAAUAUCAGACCACAGUGACGAUGAUUCCCAAGUAAAUCGCUUCGUGAAACUUCUAGUGGAUACCAUCGACGAAGCUGCUUCCGAAGUUCAUCAGACAAUCAUUCGCAUUAGACCACCUAAGAAAUAUCCUGCGCCUUAUGGAGGACGAUUGACUUGGGUCCUACCAGGAAAGACUAAAAUGAUCUGUCAUUUGAAAGACAAGGGCAAGAUCCGUCAUAGGAAACGUUGGUCUCAGGUGAUGUACAUGUACUACCUUCUCGGUCACCGUCUAAUGGAACUACCGAUAUCUGUGGACCGUAAAGAAGUGAUGGCUGAGAACACAUUUUUGUUGACUCUGGACGGUGACAUUGAUUUCCAACCGCAUGCGGUACGUCUGCUUAUUGAUUUGAUGAAGAAGAAUAAAAAUCUGGGUGCUGCAUGUGGCCGUAUUCAUCCUGUAGGUUCUGGUCCCAUGGUGUGGUAUCAAAUGUUUGAGUACGCUAUCGGUCAUUGGCUGCAAAAGGCGACAGAACAUAUGAUUGGCUGCGUACUCUGUAGCCCUGGAUGCUUCUCUCUAUUCAGAGGAAAGGCCUUGAUGGACGACAACGUCAUGAAGAAAUACACACUGCGAUCAGACGAAGCUCGGCAUUACGUACAAUACGAUCAAGGGGAAGAUCGUUGGUUGUGCACACUGUUAUUGCAACGAGGCUACCGAGUAGAAUACUCAGCUGCAUCGGACGCAUACACGCAUUGUCCAGAAGGGUUCAGUGAGUUCUACAAUCAACGUCGUCGCUGGGUGCCCUCCACUAUCGCCAACAUUAUGGACUUGCUCGCUGACUACAAGCAUACUAUCAAGAUAAACGAUAACAUUUCUAGUCCUUAUAUUGCAUACCAGAUGAUGUUGAUGGGUGGUACGAUCUUGGGUCCCGGCACUAUAUUCCUUAUGUUGGUGGGUGCCUUCGUGGCUGCUUUCCGAAUUGACAACUGGACAUCUUUUGAAUAUAAUCUGUAUCCUAUUGCGCUAUUUAUGUUCGUUUGCUUUACUAUGAAAUCCGAAAUACAAUUACUUGUGGCUCAAAUUCUAUCAACUGCAUAUGCCAUGAUAAUGAUGGCUGUGAUCGUCGGUACAGCUCUGCAAUUAGGCGAGGACGGCAUAGGAUCUCCUUCGGCCAUUUUCUUAAUAUCACUCUCAAGUUCGUUCUUCAUAGCCGCCUGUUUACAUCCUCAAGAGUUUUGGUGCAUCAUCCAUGGAGUCAUUUACCUGUUGUCUAUACCCUCUAUGUACUUGCUUUUGAUUUUAUAUUCAAUUAUAAAUCUUAACGUAGUAUCGUGGGGAACUCGAGAAGUGGCAGUGAAGAAAACAAAGAAGGAAAUCCAACAAGAAAAGAAAGAGGCAGAGGAAGCUAAAAAGAAAGUUAAACAGAAGUCUCUAUUAGGUUUUCUUCAAGGAGUUAACAGCAACGAAGAAGAAGGCUCUAUUGAAUUCUCGUUUGCUGGGUUGUUCAAAUGUCUAUUGUGUACACAUCCUAAGGGAAGUGAAGAGAAAGUGCAACUGUUGCAUAUAGCGUCUACCUUGGAGAAAUUGGAAAAGAAAUUAGAAAUUGUUGAAAGAGCAGUUGAUCCCCACGGGUUAAGUAGAAGCCGCAAAUUGUCAGUGGGACUUCGUGGCAGUACGAGUGGGGACCAUCAGUUAGACGCAUUGGCUGAAGGCCCAGAAGAAGACCAUGACUCAGACUCUGAAACCGACACUCUGUCUACAGCGCCUAGGGAAAAACGAGAUGAUUUAAUUAACCCUUAUUGGAUCGAAGAUGCAGAUCUGAAAAAGGGUGAAGUGGAUUUCUUAACCCCUGCAGAAACGUCUUUCUGGAAAGAUUUGAUUGACAAAUAUUUAUAUCCUAUUGAUGCUAACAAGGAAGAGGAGGCUCGUAUAUCCAAGGAUUUGAAAGAAUUAAGAGAUUCAUCUGUCUUUUCCUUCUUUAUGGUCAAUGCCCUUUUUGUACUGAUUGUGUUCUUACUGCAAUUGAACAAGGACAACAUUCACAUUAAAUGGCCCUUCGGAGUAAAAACUAAUAUUACGUACGAUGAGAUUUCUCAAGAGACUCGAAUUGCAAAGGAUUUGGUCGAGCUUCGGAAUAAGUCCGUUUUCGCGUUUGUUAUGUUCAAUGCUUUAUUCAUAUUGAUAGUAUUUUUAUUGCAACUCAACAAAGAUAAACUCCACGUGGAUUGGCCUUUGGGGAUUAAGACAAAUAUAACGUACAUCGAGGAUACAGGCGAGGUGUUGAUCUCAAAAGAAUAUUUGCAAUUGGAGCCUAUUGGUUUAGUAUUCGUAUUCUUCUUCGCUUUGAUCUUGGUCAUACAAUUCUCCGCUAUGUUGUUCCAUAGAUUUGGAACCAUAUCACACAUAUUGGCAUCUACAGAACUUAACUGGUUCUGUUCGAAAAAGUCUGAAGAUUUAUCUGAAAACGCACUAUUGGAUAAAAAUGCAAUAGCGAUUGUAAAAGAUCUGCAGAAGUUGAAUGGGUUAGACGACGAUUAUGACAACGACUCGGGUUCAGGUCCGCAGAAUGUGGGUAGAAGAAAGACUAUACAUAAUUUGGAGAAGGCAAGACAGAAAAAGAGAAAUAUUGGUACGCUUGAUGUGGCCUUUAAAAAGAGAUUCUUCAAUAUGAACGCGAAUGAUGGUCCAGGUACACCAGUACUUAACCGUAAGAUGACAUUAAGACGAGAAACAUUGAAGGCUUUAGAAACGAGAAGAAACUCGGUAAUGGCAGAGAGAAGGAAAUCUCAUAUGCAGACACUAGGUGCCAAUAAUGAAUAUGGAGUUGCCGGACUGCUCAACAAUAACCUAGGUGUCGCCGCACCUCGUCAUAGAACAUCGACUGCCAAUAUAUCCGUGAAAGAUGUAUUUAGUGAACCUAACGGAGGACAGAUCAACCGGGGCUAUGAGGCAACGCUGGGUGACGAAGACGAAACCAACUCACUAAGAUUACAACCUAGACAAAAUACAGUUUCCUUUCAGAGAUUUUAA